UAAGCAUCAACACCUGAGCGGAGCGGCAGCGCAUUCAAAUUUCACCCAAACACUCCUCGGUGGCGGCGUCGUCGUCGAGAGCUGAAAGCGAGAAAGUGGAGAAGCAAACAGAAGAAAAAUCUCGCUCUAGCUAGCCAGCAUAAGUGGUAAAUAAACAGAGAUUGAGUCGAACAUAAAAAAAAAGCUGACCAAACCAGAAAAGAAGGAGGCACUAAAAGAAUCCCCAGUUUGAAUUAAAACUCUUCUCUUAUUUUUGUUUUGUAUGUUUUUUUUCCCUGCGUUACACGAUGAGUUUUUUUAAAGUUACUUAAGCAGCCCGCGGCGUGGCAAUAGUCGCAGUUGUAUUGCGCCUGCGCAUCUAUUCAGACAGUUACUAGAGAUUAAAGAGCUACUAAACAAUACGCGUUAAUUGUAAGCAUUCCACCAAGCAAAUAUGAAGUUUAACAAAAUCAGUUUUAUUUCCGUGCUCAUUGUGCUACUCGCUAUUUCGGCUGCUAACGCGAAGAGGCAUAAGAAACACAGAUCAUCCGCAUCCUCCAAUUCGCCAUCGAGUAAAACUAAAACCAAAACUAAGUGGUCCUCUUCAUCCGACCUGGGCCGCAGUGGUGGACAGCUCGCCACCGAGGAACACGGCUACUACGUCAAGCGCACCUUCUUGCCGCUCAACGACUCCGCCGCCAGUUACCCAAUCUCAACGCUGCGCAGUCCGCCCUACUUGGGCAUACCCAUUGCUUGGUAUGCUUGCGAAGGUGAGGCCUGCACGAAGGCAAACACAGCCGCCAUUAGUGGAAGCGCUAUCGCAUUACAGGAUGGCUUUCUCUGCGAUGACGAUUGCGUAGAGCCGUACGAUCCAAUCUGCGGUAAAACGCCUAGCGAGUUGGCAGUUUUCUAUAACAAAUGUAAAUUGAAUGUGGCUAAGUGUCGCACACAUGGCCUCUGGUUGGAUGUGCCAUUCGAAGAAUGCAAGCAAACGAACCCUAAAGAAGUGGCAUACGCGGCGCGCAAAUUCAAAAGAUCACCAUUCUUUAGGGAGAUAAAGACGGUCAAUGAAAAAGUGAAGAAGCCAGAAGAUGGAAAAAGUAAGGAAGAUGACUCUUCGGAGGAAGACGCAAUGUUGGAUGUUGCAUUACAGACAUUAGACAAGAUUGGCGAUCAGAUAGCGGAAGCUGAAGCCGAGGCGUUGGAUGAGGCAUCGACGGCUGCACCAGUUAAAAGUGAAGUGAAUUCUCCCAUUGCUACGAAACCAGUUCAGGCGGCGGAAGACGUGUACGUUGGCAAGCCUGAAGAUGAGGGCAAUCCCAUUGCUACGCCAGCAAAGGAAAUUAGCGCAGCCGACAAGCUCGUGAAGGCUCACGAUGCUACAAAGGCGGAGGAGAAUAGUGUGCUCAAACCAGUUGAGAGUAAUCAGUCGAAGCCAGCUGGUGGUUCUAUUUUCCAGCAAGUUAGGAGUCACACGCACAGACUGGCUGUUAAGAAGUAAUUGCACGUAGGCAUAGUUAGGUGAUACAUACAUAUUUUUAAACAAUACAUAUACUUCUUUUAACGGGCUGAUAUAUUAGAAAAUAAAUAUUUAUCCUUUUAAAAUGGUUGGUGUUUUAAU
This is a messenger RNA of Rhagoletis pomonella (apple maggot), 1600 nucleotides long. RefSeq lists its product as uncharacterized. The record is from RefSeq and is a predicted model, not a curated record. NCBI's taxonomy places the organism in Eukaryota, Metazoa, Arthropoda, Insecta, Diptera, Tephritidae. The coding region runs from base 434 to 1480 and encodes 348 amino acids. The transcript is spliced from 2 exons. Gene Ontology annotation, molecular function: protein binding.